Messenger RNA from Xenopus tropicalis (tropical clawed frog), 2628 nucleotides. Its product is annotated as T-lymphocyte surface antigen Ly-9. The transcript has 6 exons. Gene Ontology annotation, cellular component: membrane. The coding region runs from base 444 to 1373 and encodes 309 amino acids. Lineage: Eukaryota; Metazoa; Chordata; Amphibia; Anura; Pipidae. The record is from RefSeq and is a predicted model, not a curated record.
UAUAGCACUGCUGGACGGGCUGACUCCUCUUUGCCAGACAGUAUCAUACGUAGGGGAGAAAGCGUUAGUUUGCUAGAGAAAAGGCAUAUCUGGGGCUUAUGAAUUUUAAUAUUUAUGGGUGCAAGUCAAUAACAGAACACUGUGGUUACAGUGAAACAGUAUUUGUUCUAACCUGCAGGCACACACCCACUCUUCCCUUCCCUCCUUCAUACAGAUCAGAACUACAGAAGCAAAUUGGCACCUCAUUUGUCUUUCUCCAAAUAUGGGGCAAAAAGUAGAUCCAUGUGCUCUGUUACCGGUGGAUUAGUUCCAUGCAAUGCGGUGCAUCUGGAUGUAGGAGGAAGCAGAGGGAAAGGACCAAAUGCGUGUUUAUUAUCUUUGGACUCAUUGCUGGAUAUGGGAUGUAACACCAUGAGCGCGUGACGACCCUAUAACAAACAGAGAUGCAGAUCCUGCUGGCCGAGCUGCUCUGCUUCUUUACAGCCCUCACAUCUGCAGAAAAUGCUGCACUUGUGGUACACAGGCUGCUAAACCAAUCCGUUACUUUCUCCCACCCAAAGCUGAAUGUUCCUCUCAAUGCUGUGUACUGGAGUUUUAUCCACAAUGGAACAGAAUCUGACAGAUUAGCAGAUAUCACAGAUCAACAGAUGACUGUCCAUUCCGAUCAGUUUGCCAAUCGCACAGAGAACAAUGGAAAGGAAUUACAGAUCAGCGAACUGAGAAUGGAGGAUAGCGGAACCUUCCAAGCAGUUCUGAUUCCUAAAGGCAAAGUACAACUGACAAACUUGAAGUAUAAUCUCAUUGUGUAUGAGCCUGUUCCUGUUCCACACAUAGAAACACUGGAAAGGCAUAGUGCUGAGCUGUGUAAUCUUACACUCCAGUGUUCUGUCCCAACAAACACAAAAUCCUUGAUCUUUAGUUGGAAAACCAGGCACAGAGACCUUGGGUACCAACCCUACACAAAUGGAAGCACCAUCUCGGUCUCACUGAGGCCUGAAUUAUGGGGCAAUGAGUAUUUCUGUAUAGUACAGAACCCUGUUGAUCAGAAAAAUGUAUCCCUUGCUGCCCAAGAUGUCUGCCGUGGAGAAAGACAACCUUUCUUACGUUCUUAUUUUCUCCUGCUGCCUGCGAUCCUCAUCCUGUUACUGCUGAUAGCUGGGCUUAUUAUACUAAUGAGAAGAAAAAAUAAAAAAGCACCUGCUCCUACCAAUGGAAACACAUUCAGUGACCCUCUGUACAUUGAGGUGGAGAGGAAUCAGCAGAGUGAAAUCAAUCAGCAGCGAGAGGCCAUUUAUAGCCAGCCGAAAAGGAGAGACUUACCACCCAAAUCAAGUAUGCAUACGAUCUACAGUGUAAUUCGGCACAAUACGUGAUAUCUGUGCGAUUGGAUAAUCAGCAGAAAGGAGGAUAAAGUGCACCACGCUGUAAUGGAUAAAAGGAUAACAUUUCACCUGGGAAAUCAAUCUCAGACAUAUACUCUAUGCCUUUUGCCAUUACUUUGUAUGUUCUGAGACUGUUCUGUAUAGGUAGAUACUGUAGCAACGGCACUCAAGAGCUUAAUACGGGACUAUGCCCUUCAAAUACUUUAUUGCGGAAAAUGCAACGUUUCGAGGCAAGGACUGCCCCUUUGUCAAGUCAAGCAAGGACUGCCCCUUUGCCUCGAAACGUUGCAUUUUCCACAAUAAAGUAUUUGAAGGGCAUAGUCCCGUAUUAAUGUAUGUAUGUAUGUAUAUCUUUAUUUAUAAAGCGCUACUUAUGUACGCAGCACUGUACAGUAGAAUACAUUAAUACAAACAGGGGGUUAUUAAGAUAAUGGAUAAAUACAAAGUACAACAAUAAAUACAAAUAAAUACAAUGUACAGUUGCAAUAAGAGUCAGAAACAAGAUGAACGAGGUCCCUCUUGAGUGCCGUUGCUAUCUACCUAUUUGGAAUCUGUGGGGAGGGUGCCGAUCCCUCCGAGCACUGUGCACCGAGUGUUGAGUGACUAUCGGAGAGUGGAGGGAGUGCGGGUGAAGGUUCAAUUUGUAUUCCUGAGACUGUUCUGUGCCAUAGGGUGGUAAUUCUGAACCUCGAGGAAACGUACAAACCAAUGGAUCUGAUUCUGCUGUGCUCUGCCAAACGUCCAACAAAGCUUGUGCAUAACAUAUGCAAGUCUUUAAAUUUCAAGGUCAGCACAUGUGUUUUCAAUUGGGUAAGGCUAAUACCAACAAAUAGCCAAUCAGAGGAAAGAUGGCCAUACACAGAUUAAAGCUGCCCCUUUAGCCUUUAAACCAAGGCGGCAGCUUAUAUGUCUAUGUAUGGACUUUUCCCCAAUGGCCUCCCAGAUUGAUACUGUAUCUGGACAGAACUCGGGCAAAUUUGAAAACCCCAUGGAUUGGGCAUCCAUUGCUUGUGCCUGCACCCAGGCUGACCCAGUGGUUGAUGCCAGUGGAGGGGCUGAUUCUCAGCCUGUGUUUUUCCGAUGCUGGAGAAAUAGCCCUGUGUGGCAACAGCCUAAUGUGAUAUCUUCAAUUGGAAUCUGCACUAGAGACAAAAUCUGAUAAAUCUCUGUGUUUUAUAAAUGUAUUGUUACUUUAUAAAUAAACAUAGCUUUUGCUUACAUGGCAAAUCCUUGGAUUGUUGCUCCA